CUCGAGUCUGAGUGUGAGUGACACGGUGCGGUGACAGGACAGUUAGUAGGCCUGGCCUAGUAAUACUAAUACUAACUCAUACCAAGCUAAUACUAAACUAAUAUUAGGAAGAGAAAAAGUUUGGAAAUAAAAUGCCUGCUAUAGUAAUUGACAAGCCUCCUCAAAGGAGUGAAGCUAUGUGGCAAGCCUUAAAAGCGCAUAUUAUCAAGCAAAGACAGAAAAAAAAACAGGAACAAGAGGCUGAUGCUGAAGUGGAACGACAACGUAAAGAGAGAGAAAGGCAGCAGAAACAGGAUAAGAUGACACUGGGAGAAACAAGGGAACAAAUCUCUCAGCUUGAACAGCGACUCCAACAGCUUAAAGAUGAAAAACACCAGUUGUUUUUGCAGCUAAAAAAAGUAUUAAAUGAAGAUGAUAACCGACGUAGACAACUUGUUAAAGAGUCGUCCAAUAGUGACAUGAUAGAAAUGUAUGGGUAUCCUGGUGUUACCUUGGGAAAUCCUCAGUUGUUUCUUCAACAAAACAUGCAGCUUGCCAAUCGUAACCCGCUGUACAAAGUGCCACCUUCACACACACUACUGCCAGCUGGUACUUUGAAGAGGAGGAGGAGUCCAUCCCCAGCCAACUACCCUCAGUAUGGCACAUACAAGCCAGCCACUAGCCAAGCAACUUACCAGAAAAUGGAUGAGAAUCGUAGAGGUCAUGAGUAUGUUCGUGCAGUAUUAUGGAACAAACCAUAUGGAUUAACAGAGAAUAGCCAGUAUGGGCCUUUCUACACAACAUCCACUACGAUCAGCUACUCAGCAGCACCCACUCAGCCCCAGCCAGUGUAUACAACCUAUGGGAAUCCAGCAUUCCAAACAUCAUCCAACCCUUCAUCAGCUCAGCCUGUAGAACCUCCUGCCCAGCCUCCCAAGCACCACUACAUGGCUCAGCAAAGGCCACACAACCCAUCUUACUUGCAUGUCACUAUUGAUGCCAAGUCUCCUUUCCCGGAAGACAACUUCUACUCCAGUGCACAGAUCCGACCCGCUACUCAUGUACCCCUACAUGGAGGGGCUAUUCCGAUACAGCAGCCUCCACAAGGAGCAAAGACUGGAGGUAUAACAUCAGGCUAUCCGAUCAGACCACCAGCAUCAGCCCCUACUGCUACCACCCCUCAUAGUGUGUACGUGAGUCAGACCUCCAGUGGCAGUCGUCUUGUUUACAGCCAACCAGUCACCUCUCAGCCCAGCAUCAGGUACUCUGUGCCGCCAAUGCAACGUGAGACUUAACUUUCACAACAUGUACUGUACAGGCCCAAGCACUGUAGAUAGUCUUCAGUUGCUUGUAUGACUGAGAGGAGUUUAAAAGCUUUACACUUUACCUCAAUUUCUAUGCUUCACAUUAUACUUUUAUAAUUACCUACUAUGUUCAUAUUUUUGUUUUGUUUUAAUUAUUGUUUAAUAUCAUAUAUCCACCAAAGGUAACUUGCCUGUCAUCAACGUAAAAUACUCUUUAAUUUUAGAGCUAGUUUCCUUAAGCUUUUACAGAUUCUAAGCUCGUAAAAGGUUUUGUAAAUAUAUAUACAUCAAAAUCUAGUAUUUAAGUUAAUUAUUAUAAUUUAUGGUUUGGCACAGGGAAUCCUCAUUCCAAAACGUGCUUUCUUAUUCAGUGUCCCAUUUUUAGGUUUUGGGUAUUAUAAAACUGAGAUAUUUUAACAUAAACAUAAACAAGAUCCUUACUGGCAAAAAAAUCAUUUGUAAUUUGAGCAAUAUUGGUAUUAGGAAAGCUAAAUUCCCCUUAUUUUAAGUCUACCAUUUCACCCAGGAUUUAUUUUAAAUUUCAAAGAUAAAUAUCUAAUAUAUAAAAUUCUCGUGUCACAGUGUUUGUCUGCAAACUCCUCCGGAACGACUUCACCGAUCGUUAUGAAAUUUGGUGUGUAAAUUCUGUAGGUAUGCGAAUAGGAAGUAAACUAUUUCCCGUUUCGAAAUUCUUAAAAGGGCUCCGCCCCAUUAUUUUAUAAUUUUAAGUUUGGUCGGGUUUGAAAACCCAAGUUUUGUUGUUAAAAUACAAACUACAAAAUUUACAAAUUUACAUUUAUUAAAUAUAAUGUAAUGGUAAUGGUAAUGGUGUUUAGUUUAAAGAAUGUUCUUUUGUUAAUUAAUCAUCUGCAUUAUAUUUUUACAAAUAGUAAAGGACAAAAUUAGUUUUUAUUAUUAGCCUAAGUUGUGAAUUAACUGUUUAUUU
Messenger RNA from Macrosteles quadrilineatus (aster leafhopper), 2229 nucleotides. RefSeq names its product G protein pathway suppressor 2. Gene Ontology annotation, biological process: regulation of transcription by RNA polymerase II. The transcript has 10 exons. Gene Ontology annotation, molecular function: transcription coregulator activity. The record is from RefSeq and is a predicted model, not a curated record. NCBI's taxonomy places the organism in Eukaryota, Metazoa, Arthropoda, Insecta, Hemiptera, Cicadellidae. Gene Ontology annotation, cellular component: transcription regulator complex. Bases 132 to 1274 code for a protein of 380 amino acids.